Molecule: messenger RNA, 2725 nt
Organism: Macrosteles quadrilineatus (aster leafhopper)
Lineage: Eukaryota; Metazoa; Arthropoda; Insecta; Hemiptera; Cicadellidae
Product: cilia- and flagella-associated protein 69-like
Exons: 2
Coding region: 66-2708 (880 amino acids)
Biological process (GO): positive regulation of flagellated sperm motility
Cellular component (GO): sperm midpiece; non-motile cilium
Source: RefSeq, a predicted model, not a curated record
AUGUGAAGUUUGCUACAAAAAUAUUUGUGAAUUAAUUGCAAUUUGACGGAAUCAGCAGAUUUGACAUGAAGGAACUGGAAACCUGUGAACUUCCUGACACAACCAACGUCCUUGAACAAUUAUGGGAUGUUCUGGCAGAUCCUGACUGUGAGCAGCAAGAAGAACGGAAGUUGGUGCUGCUGCAAGCUUUCUUUACUGUGGCAGAGGAGCGAAUCAAGUUGAGAGAUCUGCAACUCGUAACGAAGGUCUUGGACGUCAUUGCAAAGAAGGCCGAGGUGGACUCCAAGUACGAGAGACACGUGAAGAAAAUAUUGGACCUUUUGAACGCCCCAAUCAGAAUGGAAAGAUCCUCAGAUCAAUUGAAUUUUAAUGGUUAUCUAGUGGAACUUUUCACAGCUUUAGGAUACAUUCUGCUUCGAACAGCUAACAAAUCGGUACAACUUCAAAUAUUGGACAUUAUCCUCACUAACUUGUUGACAAAACGUAUCGGUGACUCAGACAUGAUUCCUGUCCCUCAAUGUGUCAAAGCUUUAGAGCUGAGUGAGUUAGCUGAAUGUCUUUCUGACCUAAUUGUGAUAUCCGAGGAUGACGUUUACAGUUUGACAAUAUUUACUACUUUACAAGUAAGUAUGAUGUCGAAACUUAUCUGUUGGACUCUACUAAGGAAGGAGGUUCUCGAGUCUCUUUUGGUGGGAUUAAUGCAAAUUGGCAAUGACGAUGUAGCAGGGAAUGUGUAUGAUCUUCUCUGGACAUUGCUGACUUGUACCGAAUGCGUAGAAGAUUGGCAAAAGAUUCCUCAGCCUUCCAAAAUAGCGUUGAAAAGUUUGAGGUCUGUUUUACGGGAACAAAUUUUAACUCAUUGCCACCCAGGUAAAAACAGAGAACUGCUACACAAUACUGCAGCACUCACCCUCAAAAUUAUUAAUUUGUUCCCAUCAGCUGACUAUGUUCUAUCUGGGUUGAUAGAAGACAUCACAAUUGCAGCCACUUUGAGUGAAUCUGUGAUUGAAAUGCACAUAGUUCCUUUCUUUAAAUGUAAAGAGGAUCAUGUUCACUUCAAGAAGCUGAUGCUAGCGUGUUUGGCUGCAGCUCCUGUGAAUGCUAUGAGUGUAGGGAUAUUCGAAAGGUACAAGCUAGCGGAGUGUUUGGUCUCCAUGCUGCGUCUUGACUGUUGUCGAAGUGGGUUGUCCUGGUUGUCAAACUCAGCGUUGUCUCUGGGUUCAGACAAAUCAUCAAUGUCGUACAACUCCAAUUUAGUUUGGUUUAAUAUUGAUAAAGAGCAAAGUAUCGACCUUUUCAAAUCUGCUGUUCCUGUAGUAUGUGCUCUCUAUGAGGCUCUCCACAAGAGAUUCAUGAGAGCUGGGUUGAUUAAUACGUUGACAACGUUUUUAUCUGUUCAUUAUUUACAGGAUAAGAAUCAUAUAGAUGAGCUGUUUUGGAUGGUGAUAAGAACUAUCUUUUAUACCUGCUUUAGUAAACCAAACCAAACAUUAGUCAGAAAAGAGUUUGUGAAAGCUGGAGCCGUUCAUAUUCUAUUGGGCUCUUGCAAUAUCUUGCUGGUCCCAAUUAAUCCAUUGACGAUACGAGCUCAAUCCAUUCUAUGUAAAAUUUUACACGUUUUAAGCGCUUUGAUGGAAGGCCAACCAGAAUUGCAAUUGAAUAACCAAUCGAAGUCGAUGCAGAUAGUAAAAUCUCUAUAUCAUAGAAUUACCAACCCGCCACCCAUAGAUUCCGUACUUGAUAAUAGACUUAUUGUAGCAAUAUCGAAUUUCGCUUGGGUUUCUUUGAUAAAACAUGAAGACAAUAUGUCAAAAUUCAUAGACUCCAGCGAAAUGUAUUCUCAUUUGGAUAUUCUAGAAAGAAGUAACUCACCUACCCAAUCAGUGUAUUUAUCAGUAUUAGCAGAUAUAGCCGAAAGCCACAAAGCUGUGCCCUAUUUAGUGUCAUGGAGGGGUAGAAAGGGUGUUAAAUUCCUCUCACUUCUUUGUCAAAUAUGGCGCGAAGAAGAGAUGCGUCUGAAAGUCCCGAGAAGUGAGCAAGGCUGCAUCACCGACAUUGAAAGACCACUCAUGGGGGAGGAUCAGUACAGACUGAGCAAAGCGAAAUCAAAGUACGCCGCUGUCUGCGAUAUGUUUGGAAGUUGCCGUCCAAAGAUUUAUGCUUUGGUCCAACUUUUACACAGGCACGAGCAAGUUGUAAGUAUCUGCGAGGAUCACUACAGACUUGGCCACGACAUUCUCCCGUGGGAAGACCAAGUUACGAUGCAAGUAAUAGAAUCAUAUCUCCCUUUGAAGCUCGGGGAGGUUUGGUGGGAGAUAUUCCACAACCAAGAAGACUUUGUUCCUCUGGACCGGUAUCUGGCACAAACUCUUGCAGAUAGGUACUUGAACUGGUCUCUCAAUGUGCAGAAAUCGCAGCAUGGUGUGUUGAAGCAGCGUUGCGAACAUUUGGAAAAGGAGGAGCAGCAAUACUACUCGAAGGUGCGGUCUGUACGCCUUGCCGACACUCUGGAGUGUCUACGGCAAGUGACUUCCAUUGCCAGGACAGCCGACCGUCAAAUGUUUCUGGCCACCCAACAGGAACUACGCGAGUGUGUGGAGCAUUCCAGACCCGAGCUCCCUCAGGACUUUCACGUGGCCUUCCCGCAGGACGUCCGAGUCCUGGUGGUCGACCCUCGGGCGGAAGUUGUACUGCACGAGUCUGUCUGACUUAACAUGAAUAAAAA